AAGUUCGCAAAAGCUUUUCCUUGGAAGCUACAAUGCAGCAACCAACGAAUGGCUGUUCGCAACACAAUGGAGCGUCCGAAGACCAUCUUCAUGCGUCUUCGUCCAACCAGCAAAAUGGCACCACAGAUAUGACAGGUGACAACAACGUUGCAGUCAACGGAGAGCUGGUGCCAAAAACCAUGGGAAAAACUGACCAGGACAUUGUCAGGCUCAUAGGCCAGCACCUCAAGACAAUAGGUCUAAAUCGGACAGCUGAUUUGCUGAUGCAAGAGUCUGGCUGCCGAUUGGAUCAUCCUGCUGCAGCAAAAUUCCGCCAGCAUGUAAUGGAUGGCGAUUGGAAUAAGGCUGACAACGACUUGAACGAGCUGAAAUCUCUUUUAGAAAGCUCUUCUCAAAGGCUCAAUGAAAUGAAAUUUCUUCUACUGGAACAAAAGUACCUUGAAUUUCUGGAGGACGGCCGGCUGUACGAUGCUCUGCAUGUGUUGCGCAACGAACUGACUCCUCUCCAACACAACACCGACAAGGUUCAUCAGUUGAGCAGUUUCAUGAUGUGCAGCGGCAAAGAAGAUCUAAUGUCGCGAGCGAACUGGUCGGGCAAAGGCCACAAGUCGAGGACGUUGCUCAUGGAUCGCCUGCAGGAGUUUCUUCCGCCCACAAUUAUGCUUCCACCCAGAAGACUACACACGCUGCUGACUCAGGCAGUGGAACUUCAGAAGGACCGCUGCCCCUACCACAACACCAAGAGCGAGGAGAACCUCGACACCAUUUCGCUGCUGGUCGAUCAUCACUGCUCCCGCGAUCAGUUUCCCUGCGAGACCACUCAGGUGCUGAACGACCACUGCGACGAGGUGUGGUACUGUCGAUUCUCACCGGACGGCACCAAGCUGGCGACGGGCUCGAAGGACACGACUGUGAUGAUCUGGGACGUGGACCCUGACACGAUGAGCUGUCAUCACCGCAAGACGCUGGACGGACACUCUUACGGCGUGGCCUACCUGGCCUGGUCGCCCGACAGCUCGCACCUGAUCGCCUGCGGCCCCGAGGACUGCCCCGAGCUCUGGCUGUGGAACGUCGACACCGACGAACUCAGAGUCAAGAUGCACCACUCGCCCGAGGACUCGCUCACCGCCUGCUCCUGGCAUCGCGACGGCUCCAAGUUCGUCACCGGCGGCAUUCGCGGACAGUUCUAUCAGUGUGAUUUGGAGGGGAACGUGCUGGACUCGUGGGAGGGAGUGCGCGUGAACUGCCUGUGGUGCCGGUCGGACGGCAAGACGGUGUUGGCCGCCGACACGCACCACCGCGUCAGAUCCUACAACUUCGACGAGCUCUCUGAUGCUACUGUACUGCAGGAGGACCACCCGGUGAUGACGUUCUCGGUGAACAAGGCUGAUAGACUGGCGCUGCUCAACGUGGCAACACAGGGUGUGCACCUGUGGGACCUGCGCGACAAGUGCCUACUGCGCAAGUUCCAGGGCGUCACCCAAGGCCACUUCACCAUUCACAGCUGCUUCGGUGGCGCCAACCAGGACUUUGUCGCUAGCGGCAGCGAAGACAACAAAGUGUACGUGUGGCACAUAAAGCGCGAGCUGCCGAUAGCGACUCUGUCGGGGCACACGCGCACUGUCAACUGUGUGUCAUGGAACCCGGUGCACCACCACAUGCUCGCCUCUGUGUCCGACGACUGCACCGUACGCAUCUGGGGGCCCUCCUCCUCGUCCUCCUCCACCUCACCACCUCCAGCCGCCGCCAACUUCAAACCUGGCUGUACACCGGAAGACUCGUCGACGUCUUCGAACGGAAGUGUGUGGCACGACAUGCUGUCAUAGUAGAUGCUUCUCUCUCCCUCUCACUCUCACCGGGCUGCAGCCACUUCACAAGCUGUCUCUUCUUCUUCUUCUUCCAAUUCCUUCAAUUUCUUCUUCUGUCUCAGAUCUUCUUCAGCUCGCCCUUCAAAUUUCACAGCAGCUACUGGCAUCACUUUUUGAAGCCUGCUACCGAUAUUUUACUACUUUCUGUUAUAAAGUAAAUGAUGAAUUGUUUGAAAGAAUUAUUCAAUUACUUAACGAUAAUGAAGUUUUGUUUCAAUUAUUAUGACUUUUGGUAUGAAACUCAGUGGUAUUCCCAGUAGAUACAUUGUAAGAGGAAAAAAUAAAAUCCUAUGAAAACAGAUAAAUUGAUAAAUUUUAUUUUCUGUUUUAAAUGAAAUCAUUCUAAAUAUUACAGUCAAGGGUUAUUCAUUGAUAUAUUCAAUAUUGUGUUGAAUAAAAUAGAAAAAAUGGGGGAAUAAUUAUUUGGUUAUCUGACUAUUAAAUUGAUAUAUUCUUAUCUAAUAUUCUUAUUAAUUUUAUUUUUUCAUAUUACUGUUAUGACUUAAAAAUUCAUAUAAAUCGAAAUCUUAGUUAACAAAGAUAACUUGAAUGGCAAAUAAAUUCAGUCAAUGUACUAUUAAUGUCAUUUUAGGUCCUUUGAUGUGACUACAUACUACAUCUUGUGGGGUAUACGGAAUCGCCAAAUAAAUAUAUAUUACAAUGUAUUUAAUGCUAAUAAGCUUCUUCAUUUGGCUUCAUUCCUGGUCAAGACUAAUAAAUUGAUUAAAAAUCAAAUUAACUAAAUUUCAGUUGAUAAAGAUAAAUUAAAUGUAUCUAGUGUGUGUUAUUAUCAAUUUCAAUUACAAAUAAUCUUUAAUUGAAAAUCUCAUAUAUCAACUCAUUUAUUUUUUGAUUUACAACAAACAACACUUGCAAUACAUUGAUGAUUCAAGUUAAAUUUGAGAUCAGUACAUAGAAAUGCACAGUGACUUAUCUAUCAAUUAUGAAUGUAUUAUUAUUAUUAUAUAACGAGAAAGUAUUGAGAAUUGAUAAUUAAGUUGUCAUUUGAGAAUAGAAAAUUUGUGAAGCUAUGUCAUUCUUGUAAAUUUCUCAUUUAUUGUUUCUUUCCUGCAUCUUGUAUUUCCAGUUGAGGGUUUGUUCCAAUCUUUUCAAGCGUGAAAAAUCUCAAUUUCAUAAAUGAAUUAAAAUCGCAUUCAAAAUAUUUUCUAGCAUGCCCCUGUUUUCAAAGUCUCAAGAUUGAAUUAAGCUAAUUUAGCUUGAAAAUUGAAUCUGUUUUGCAAGGCUAUUCUGGAUGCUAACUUAUCUAUUAAGUAAAUUACUGAUUACGUCUGCCAUAUUUCUUAUGAUUUGAUUACAAAUCAAGCUACAGUAUAGUCGAAUUAAUAAACAGAUAAAUCUGAAAAUCAUCCCAUUUUAUCUCAUCUACUCACAUUGUAAUUGGUUACUCCUAGUAUUUACAAUUUCUGAAUUCGAGUUGAAUCUAAAAUAAUUUGUCAAAAAGUUUUAGUCGUGGUCUUUACCGCUCAAUGUAAAUUUGCUUCAAAAUCCAUGUUGUAGUUUUAUUUUUGCAUCUGCAAAAUAGUUAAAAAUGCUACAUGAUAAAUAAUAACCC
This is a messenger RNA of Nilaparvata lugens (brown planthopper), 3441 nucleotides long. RefSeq names its product WD repeat-containing protein 26. The record is from RefSeq and is a predicted model, not a curated record. Gene Ontology annotation, molecular function: protein binding. The transcript is spliced from 11 exons. The coding region runs from base 33 to 1826 and encodes 597 amino acids. Gene Ontology annotation, cellular component: GID complex. Gene Ontology annotation, biological process: proteasome-mediated ubiquitin-dependent protein catabolic process. Lineage: Eukaryota; Metazoa; Arthropoda; Insecta; Hemiptera; Delphacidae.